Messenger RNA from Dichotomopilus funicola, 1551 nucleotides. Its product is annotated as cytochrome P450. The transcript has 6 exons. The record is from RefSeq and is a predicted model, not a curated record. The coding region runs from base 1 to 1551 and encodes 516 amino acids. Lineage: Eukaryota; Fungi; Ascomycota; Sordariomycetes; Sordariales; Chaetomiaceae. Gene Ontology annotation, molecular function: iron ion binding; heme binding; monooxygenase activity.
AUGUUUGACAGCCGCUCGCAGCCCAUAACGCCUCUGGCGUUCGCGGGCCUCGGCCUAGGCCUUCUCUGCUGGGCGUUUCUUCACCAGUUCCGGGUAUACUACCGCCUCCGGCAUUUUCCCGGUCCCUUCUUUGCUCGUUUCACAAACUUGCAACGCGUCUUCUGGGUGCAAACCGCACGAUCUCAUGAGAUCCAUACGCAAAUGCACAACCGCUAUGGCGACUUUGUGAGGAUGGGCCCCAACAUGAUCUCCAUUUCCGACGCGAAUCUGAUUCCGGCUGUGUAUCCUAUCCGGCCGGGUGUUCCAAAAGGCAACUUCUAUCGGACUCUGAUGCCCUACUCGCGCCAGGGAUCGGCCAUGCCACUCAUCUUCAACACACGAGACGAGGCCCUCCACAUGAAGCUGAAGAAGCCCAUCGCGCCCAUCUUCUCUCUUUCGAAUGUCCUCACCUUUGAGAAGUAUGUGGACCAGAUCCUCGACCUGCUGUUUACUCAGCUGGACCAGCGGUUUGUCGGACGCGAAACCCCGUUCGAUCUCGGAGAGUGGCUGCAAUUCUUUGCCUUUGAAGUCAUGGGCACCAUGACUUUUUCCCGCCAAUAUGGGUUCCUGGAAAAGGGAUGUGACGGCAACGGUCUGCUGGGGGCUAUCUGGAAUUAUAUGAAGACCGCGGCGCCUAUUACUCAAAUCCCCUGGUUCGAUCUCGUGUGGUACAAAAACCCUUUGGCCGCCGCCCUCCGUCCGACGACGGGGAUGCCAAUUCUCAACAUCGUCCGAAGCGCCAUCGAGGAGCGGCAGGCAACCCUACAAAAGAAACCGAAGCCGAAAUCAACCGGCGACGACGAGGCUGCUAACCGAGGCGACUUUCUCUCCCGAUUCUUUCACGUCCAGAUGAAAGACCCAUCUGUACCGCCCUGGGCAGUAACAGCCUGGACAUUCUCCAACGUGAUCGCCGGCUCCGACUCCACCGCCGUCGUGAUGAAAACCCUCUGGUACAACCUCCUCACCCACCCCAACUCGAUGCAAAAACUCUCCGACGAGCUCGCACAAGCUAAAUCAAAAAUAACCCGACCCUAUCCCACCUGGACCGAGGUCGCCUCCCUGCCCUACCUCGAUGCGUGCGUCAACGAGGCGAUAAGACUGCAUCCCCCGUUUUGUCUGCCGUUGGAGCGGGUGGUGCCUAAGGAGGGGAUGUCGAUCGGGAAUGGGGACGCCCAGCGCUUUCUCCCCGGCGGGACGGUGAUCGGUAUGAACCCUUGGGUUGUGAACCGGCAUCGCCCGACGUUUGGGGACGAUGCGGAUGUGUGGCGGCCGGAGCGGUGGUUGGUGGGCGCGGACCGGUAUCGUGCUAUGGAGGGGAGUGUUUUGACGUUCGGGGCUGGCCGGCGUGUCUGUCUGGGUAAGAACAUUGCGUUGUUGGAGCUGAAGAAGCUGACUUCUGCUCUGGUGCUGAACUACGAGACUACAAUCUUGGAUGCUGCGCAGUUUCAGGUGGAAAAUCGUUGGUUUUUUCGUCAGUGGGACUUGCAAGUGACCAUCAAGCGACAAUCUUGA